AUGGAGGACAAUAGUAGUUAUGCAGGGGCACCGCGACCGGCGGCGCAACGAGCCGAUGGAGGGAAGGAGCAAGAGCUCUUGCAGAUCUUAUCUGGGAUCGCGGGAGACGAAGAACUGCGGAAGAUGCCGGAAGCAGCCCAGGAAAUGGACCGUGGCAAGAAGCGCAAGCCGAUGACUUGGCCGAAGUGGAACGGUCAACCCGAGUCCUUCCACUUCUACCUCGACCGCCUAAACGGCAAUAACAACGUCGUGUGGUACGAGAUCCUGCAGACCUUGCCGGAUCAGAUGAUGAGGAGAGUCGAGGGUUUUGGAGGCAAGAGAGCGCGAAGGGCAACCCAGACCCCGGAAAUUCUUCUCGCACCUAGCCCAGACGUUCGGCAGCCGGGCGGCGCGAGCUGGGAUAAUGCUUCCAAGCUCGCAUGGCUACGGAACUCGAUCUCUCCUGCUCUCCGUGAGCAACUAGUCCCGGUUAUCAUGCCGAAGGACUACAACGAGUACAUCCAACGUCUACACCCGAUUGCUUGGGCGUUCGAGCACACCGCGAAGUUUAAGGCGUUGCAGAGGAAGCAGGGCCCCGCGGGCAACGUGACCAAGGGCAGGCAUCAGGCAUCGGCAACAUCCAGGUCGCCGCAUGAAGGAUAUCGAAAGGGCGUUAUCACCAAAGAAACCCAUGUCAGAAGCAGAGCUACGCCGAACGAUACCCCAGCGGUUCCACGAUUUACGCCUCUAUUUAUGAAGAAGGAAGCUGAUAAGCUGAAUCCUCAUAAGCCAGGUAUAGACCACGAAAUCAGAAUCAAGGAGGACCCGAAUGGCCAGCAGUUACCACUACCGUAUGGAGCACUAUACGAUGCGAAGUGGUUCACUAAGGUCGACGUGGUACAAGCGUUCCAUAAAGUACGGGUUGCAGAAGGAGACGAGUGGAAGACAGCGUUCCGCACCCGGUACGCAACCUUCCAGCGGUAUAUUAACGGUAUCCUACGAGACUACCUCGACGAGUUCGCCUCUGCUUAUAUGGACGAUAUACUUAUCUAUUCGAGCGGGAGCAGAGAAGACCAUUUCCGGAAGGUACGGUUAGUUUUAGAACGCCUCGCCGAGCAUGGACUACACCUAGACCCGGAGAAAUGCGAAUUUGGAGUCAAGCGGAUUAAGUACCUAGGAUUCAUUAUUCACGCAGGAAUUGGCAUUCAGGCAGAUCCCGACAAGAUACGAGCAAUAGUCGAGUGGGCAGUCCCCGUUACCCAGAAGCAGGGUGGUUUUCAUAUCUAA
Hirsutella rhossiliensis is the source of this 1266-nucleotide messenger RNA. RefSeq names its product reverse transcriptase (RNA-dependent DNA polymerase) domain-containing protein. NCBI's taxonomy places the organism in Eukaryota, Fungi, Ascomycota, Sordariomycetes, Hypocreales, Ophiocordycipitaceae. The transcript is spliced from 7 exons. The coding region runs from base 1 to 1266 and encodes 421 amino acids. The record is from RefSeq and is a predicted model, not a curated record.